Molecule: messenger RNA, 1199 nt
Organism: Aspergillus fijiensis CBS 313.89
Lineage: Eukaryota; Fungi; Ascomycota; Eurotiomycetes; Eurotiales; Aspergillaceae
Product: MDR family NADP-dependent oxidoreductase
Exons: 3
Coding region: 114-1175 (353 amino acids)
Molecular function (GO): oxidoreductase activity, acting on the CH-CH group of donors, NAD or NADP as acceptor
Source: RefSeq, a predicted model, not a curated record
GUCAUUGAUUUACCCCUCCCGCUCCAGUCUUGAUUUAUAAGUCGAGAAUCGCCCUCUCCUCCCCACUACUCUCAACACCCAAACCUGACACCUGUCAAAAUACUGCUACCACAAUGCCUCAACCGAAUAAAGCCAUCAUUUUCAGCAAAAUCCCCAAUGGGGCGCCUGUCCCGGGUACUGAUCUCACCGUGGAACAACGGGAGAUUGACCUCGACCAGCAGCUGCCUCCGGACAGCGUCCUCACCAAGAACCUUUACGCCAGUCUGGAUCCCUACAUGCGCGGUCGGAUGCGUGACCCCAGCAUCAAGAGCUACAGCCCGCCUUACCAGGUUGGCGAGCCGAUCACCGCCUACAGCAUCGGACAAGUGAUCCGAUCGGAGAACCCCAAAUACAAAAAGGGUGAUAUUAUCUGGUGUAUCCUCAAGAUCGAGGAGUACAGUGUUGUCACCAAGGAGCAGCUGGCAUGGCCCCAGACCGAGAAGAUCGAUGUGAAGCCUGGACUGUCGCUGUCGCAUUACGCCGGAAUCCUUGGAAUGACGGGUCUGACGGCUUAUUCCAGUCUGUAUGAGAUCGGGCAGCCCAAGAAGGGCGAGACCAUCUUCAUCUCCUCUGCUGCCGGCGCGGUGGGACAGGUGGUCGGCCAGUUGGCGAAACAUGAGGGAUUGAAGGUGAUUGGCAGCGUUGGUGAUGACGAUAAGCUGCGGUAUAUCACUGAGGAGCUGGGCUUCGACGCGGGGUUCAAUUAUAAGACAGAGAAGCCCGGCGACGCCCUGGCGCGACUAGCACCGAACGGAAUCGACAUUUACUACGAGAAUGUUGGUGGCGAGCAUCUGGAAGCGGCCCUCACUGCCAUGAACACCUUCGGCAGGAUUAUCGCUUGCGGCAUGGUAUCGCAGUACAACUUGAAACCAAACGAGCUAUAUGGAGUCAAGACCCUGAUGAACGUGGUCGGAAAGAGAAUCAGGAUGCAGGGAUUCAUCGUCGGAGACGAGAAUAUGGGCCCGAAGUAUGCGAAGGAGAGAAACGAGCGGGUGUCUGCGUGGCUACUCGACGGCAGUAUCAAGACGAAGGAAGACAUCACCACUGGAAUUGAGAACGGACCCGAAGCCCUAGUCUCGAUGCUUCGUGGCGGGAACCGCGGAAAGGCUAUCCUGAAAAUCGCUGACCCUGAGUGAACUACACAAAACGAGGGAGUAUCU